GAGCGUGUCGCCACCCUAUUGCAGUGGCAGUACGUGGUUCGGUCGCCCAUCAUGAUGCCAUCCAUUAUGGCAGCUGCAAGCAACCACGCUCACGCCAACUACCCGUGUCUGUGAUGUUCUUCCAUCUCGCCCAAUGAUAUAUAAUGCCGGUGGGUCAUUGAGGAUCAUGUUUCAGAGCACUGCAGUGUCAGUGUGGUUGUGGGCAGCUCUGAAGCAAAAUGAGUUACCAGCUGAAGAAGACGACCAGGAGCGAAGAAGCCGCGCAGCAGAGAGCGUCGUCUUCGGAAGAACAGCAGCAGGAAAAGAUAAAUGAGGUGCGGGGUCUCCUGGGCAAUCUGACGGAGGAGAUGGCGAGUUUUCUGUCGGACGCCACCAUCCGCCGUUUCCUCCGGGCGAGGAACUGGAGCGCAGAGCAAGCCACCAAGGGUCUCAAGGAGACUGUCAAGUGGAGGCGUGAGUACAGGCCGAAUGCAAUUUCCUGGGACGACAUUCCAGAAGUGGAGAACGAGGCCCGGAGGACACAUGUGGCCGACUACCUUGACAAGAAUGGAAGAAGUGUCCUCGUAUCAAACGUACCAAUGAAGUCUAAAGUUUCAGCCAAGGAGCAAAUAAAGCACCUGGUGUAUCUCCUGGAGCAUUUCGCCACCAACUCGGCGGAUGAACAAGACGACUUCGUCGUUUGGCUGACCGACUUCCGAGGCUGGUCGAUAUCGAGCUCGCCGCUGUCGAUAACCCGCGAAUCCAUACACAUAAUCCAAAACUAUUAUCCGGGGGUGAUAGGCGUGGCGAUCCCUUUCGACCCUCCAAGGAUUUUUGAGUCUUUCUGGAAGAUAGCCAAGAACUUCGUGCAGCCAGACAUGAAAGAGAAAGUGAAGUUUGUGUAUGCAAACAAGCCGGAGAGCAUCAAGAUAAUGGCUGACAUCUUUGACUUGGAUACGCUGGAAUCUUCAUUUGGAGGAAGAAGCACCGGUACGGCCUUCGACAUCAACAAGUAUGCCGAGAGAAUGAGAAGAGCCGACAAGAUGAGAGGAGCAUCAAAAGAUUCAAAUGGUCACAACCACUGAUAGAAGAUAGGCUAGGGGUUGCAAUGCAUCACACAUUCGUUCAUCCACAGUGGGGUAAUAUAUAAUAGAGUACAUGAGAGAGAGGGAGAGAGAUACACACGCACGUAAACAGACUAACCAUCGAUCCUAGAUGGAUGGAAAGAUAAGUGCGGCUAACAGCCUUGCAUGCGCCAUGCAAGGGCGGUGGAUGCAUGGAGUGUGCGACUAGCUCGGACUAGUAACACAAGUCCAACAGUAGACCAAAUCAUAGUCUAACAGCCCCCCGCAGUGUCAACGUGGGCUUGCCGGACGUUGAGACUGGAUCGAAAUUCAGCAAAGAGCGUGGUUGGCAGCCCUUUGGUGAAAAUGUCAGCAUACUGUGAAGAAGUGGGAACAUGCAGAACCCGAACCUCGCCAA
Messenger RNA from Triticum aestivum (bread wheat), 1461 nucleotides. Its product is annotated as phosphatidylinositol transfer protein 3. The record is from RefSeq and is a predicted model, not a curated record. NCBI's taxonomy places the organism in Eukaryota, Viridiplantae, Streptophyta, Magnoliopsida, Poales, Poaceae. The transcript is spliced from 5 exons. Bases 219 to 1064 code for a protein of 281 amino acids. Gene Ontology annotation, molecular function: phosphatidylinositol transfer activity.